Molecule: messenger RNA, 1967 nt
Organism: Rubroshorea leprosula
Lineage: Eukaryota; Viridiplantae; Streptophyta; Magnoliopsida; Malvales; Dipterocarpaceae
Source: the annotation of a GenBank genome assembly
GCGUCAGUCGGUACAAGAUUCUUCCUGCUCUCAUCUUCAAAAAGGAAUUUGAUUUUAUCUUCUCCGGUAUCUGAAUGCAGUGUAAUUACCAUGAAAAUUAAGUUCCUAGAUUGGUACUUGAAGAUCGCGGUUGGCUCUGCUCUCGUCGGAGCCUCCAUGGAGUUGUUCAUGAUCAAGACGGGCUUCUAUGAUAAAGUAACUGUGCUGGAGUCAGAGAAGCGAGCAUGGGAGACCUCCCCGGAAGCUCAAGCAAUCAAAGAAGCUCUUAACCCUUGGAGAAAUCGUGAUGGGCAAGCCAAAAAAAGUUCUUAAUGCAACUAAUGAUGGGAAAACGUUUUUUCUUCCUUGAGGAAGAAGAUAAUUUUCUUCCAAAGAAGAUCAACAUGAGAAAUUGUGGAACUAAAGCGUCUUCCUAGUUAGUAAUUUGGCAUUCUUUUCCAAACAAGUGAGGUUCAAUAUUUAAUAUCAUGGGACUGUCUUAAUGGCUUUGUAUUUUGUUUAGUUUUAUUUUCCUCAUUUUUGGAGUAUGAGAGAAGUUUCAUAGAAUGUACUCAGAGGACCUUUUUGAUUGGUUAUUAUUCCUUUCAUUAAUAAAUAUUAGAGGAUAACAACUGAACUGAGAGAAGUCCAAUUAUAGAUGAGAAAUGAACACACUGGGACAACUCAACCUAUCUGUCCUCAAACAAAUGCACAGAGUUAUUGCCAAAAUGAGGAAGUAAAGGAGUAAACAUAAAAGCUAGUAUAUUUAAUAGCAAAAUACUAGCAAACCAGGCAUGUUAUAAGAAGCAGAAAUGAAGCCAGCUCACCUCUAUUUGGAUAUGGAUUGAUAUUAGACGGUAAUUCAAAUAUAGCUCUCAGAAGCUAGCACAUGUAUCUGCAUCCCUUCAGUGAAAGAAAAGAAAUAUUGGGGUUCUUAUUAUUGUACUUCCAGUGUAAACAUGGCAUUUUCUCUUCAGGUAUAGCAUACCGAAAAAACUCCUUUAUGACAAUUUUGGAUCAUGCGCAAUGAUGAAUGACUGAUUGCUUGAAACAUUAUAGUUGAUUCCGCUAGCAGAACUUUGUCGUGUAUUGUAGAUUAUAUUGAUUAAAUGGAUAUUGAAAUAUAGAAUAUCAGAAGACAGCUUGUUACUGAGCUUGCUACAGUCGGCUGCUGGGAUGGGUUCUGGUCACUUGAUGAUUUCGCUCCCUUGUUCUUCACUCAAGUGUAUUUUUCAAUUUCACUAGAAUGAUAAAUUUAGAGAGAAGUUGGAAGAUUUAUAUCAUUUGGUAUACAAAUGUCUGAGGUGUGAACAAAUUGUUCAUUAUUUCCAGUUAAAUAUCAGGUAUCUUUCCUUCUUCUUUUAUUAUUAUUAUUUUUUUUCUAAUUUUUUUUCAUUGGCCAAAUGGUUAGUGUUGCUUAGCAAUUAUAAGGGUUCAACCUGACCUCAAAUCAAGGUUUUAAAGUUAUUGGAUACCAAUAGGCUAAGGUCUUUUUUUUUUUAUUAGCCAUCAGACUAAGGUCUUGUUGGUUUAGGGAAAUUGUUAGUAUUGCUUGGCUAUAUUGGACCUUUUCUCUUAAUCCUAAAUCAAGGUGUUAAAAGCUAAUGGAUAUCAAUUAGGAUAAGCUCUUAUUGGUUGAGGCAAUCCUUUUUGAAGGCUUGUUUCUUUAAUCUUGGUUUUUCCUUCUGGUAAACAGUAUGAAGGUCAUUUCUAUUUCCACCUCGAUGCUCUUUUUUCUUCCUAAUUGCCAUUGGGUUCCUUUCAGGUUAGGUGGCUCUGAGUCUAACCAUGAACAUGGAGGAUCCCUUCAGCUGAAAUGCUGAUGAAGGAGGAGCUGUUAGCUGAGUCCUGGAGAAUCAUGUAAGCAUUCCUUGAGUACCAUGGUGGUUAAAAUGCUUGUAUAUUCCUUCUCUUUUUCCCUUGUUCGUUGGGAUGGGCUGUUGAAAUAUCAUUGUAAAAGCACUCUUAUUCAACUAGAAUUUAUUGCU